AUGGUUGAAACAUCUAAGAUCAUCCCAGAGCUGAACGGGAAGCUCACGGGCAUGGCCUUCCGUGUUCCUACCCCCAAUGUGUCUGUCGUGGAUCUGACAUGCCGCCUGCAGAAACCUGCCAAGUGUGAUGACAUCAAGAAGGUGAUGAAGCAGGCAUGGGAGGGCCCACUGAAGGGCAUCCUGGGCUACGCUGAGGACCAGGUUGUCUCCUGCAACUUUAACAGCGACCCCCACUCUUCCGCCUUCGAUGCUGGGGCUGGCAUUGCUCUCAAUGACAACUUUGUGAAGCUCAUUUCCUGGUACGACAAUGAAUUUAGCUACAGCAACAGGGUGGUGGACCUCAUGGCCUACAGGGCCUCCAAAGAGUAA
Onychomys torridus (southern grasshopper mouse) is the source of this 369-nucleotide messenger RNA. Its product is annotated as glyceraldehyde-3-phosphate dehydrogenase-like. The record is from RefSeq and is a predicted model, not a curated record. Gene Ontology annotation, molecular function: oxidoreductase activity, acting on the aldehyde or oxo group of donors, NAD or NADP as acceptor. The transcript has 2 exons. Bases 1 to 369 code for a protein of 122 amino acids. Lineage: Eukaryota; Metazoa; Chordata; Mammalia; Rodentia; Cricetidae.